Fraxinus pennsylvanica is the source of this 708-nucleotide messenger RNA. The record is from the annotation of a GenBank genome assembly. NCBI's taxonomy places the organism in Eukaryota, Viridiplantae, Streptophyta, Magnoliopsida, Lamiales, Oleaceae.
AUGACUCUUUGGCUUGGAAACACUGUUUACCUCUAUAUAUCUGUUGCAUUUGCUCAAAUGUUGAAAGCAAUCGUGUCAGUUGUUGUUUUCAUUCUUAGUGUAGUAGCUGGACUCGAAAUAAUGAGCUACAGGAUGCUUCUUAUAAUGUCAGUGAUUAGUUUCAGUGUACUGAUAGCUUCAUAUGGGAAAGUAAAUAUUAGCUGGGUCGGUAUUUUCUACCAAAUGGAAGAUGUCAUUGGAGAAGUUUUGAGGCUAAUAUUUAUGGAGAUUUUGGUGAAAAGGGAGGGUCUCAAAUUAAAUCCCGUAUCUGUGAUUGCUAUUUGCCUCUUAAUUCCCUGGGUCUUUCUAGAGAAGUUGAAGAUGAAUGCACAUGGGACCUGGAACUUCAAACCUCUUAUCCCGACUCUUAAUUCUCUUUGUACUUUUUCCCUCAAUCUUUCAGUUUUUCUCGUCAUCUCGCAUACAGGUGCUUUGACUAUUCGUGUGGCAGGAGUCGUCAAGGAUUGGAUUGUAGUUCUACCAUCGGCCAUUCUUUUUGCUGAUACAAAACUGACACUUAUCACCACAGCAGCCCUCUUUGCCCUGACUCCAACAUGGCGCUUAUUAGUUCGUUCUAAACACAGUUUGUCAUAUGCCUUGAAUGACUUCAUCUCCUCUGUGACCUUGACAAGCUCCACAGUUGGCUUCUCCCGUACAAUUGGCAUGUAA